Molecule: messenger RNA, 472 nt
Organism: Schistosoma spindalis
Lineage: Eukaryota; Metazoa; Platyhelminthes; Trematoda; Strigeidida; Schistosomatidae
Source: the annotation of a GenBank genome assembly
CGAAGCAGCACACACAGAUCUUCCUAUAGAUGUCAAUCCACCAACGACCGAAUAAAUCAGACAAAUCAAGAGCGGGAAAGCAGCAGGACCCGUCAAUAUACCAGCUGAAGCAAUGAAGUCAGACAUCGAAGUAACUACGAACAUGCUUCAUCUUCUAUUUAAGAAGAUUUGGGAGCAGGAACAGGUGCGAAUGGACUGGAAAGAAGGACACCUCAUCAAGAUUUCAAAGAAAGGAGAUCUGAGAAAGUGUGAAAACUACAGAGGCAUCACACUACUGUCAGUAAUAGAGAAAGUCUUUAACAGAGUGUUGCUGGACCGGAUGAAAGACUCAGUAGACGCUCAACUUCGAGAUCAACAAGCUGGACUCCGUAGGACCGGUCGUGCACAGACCAGAUUGCGACAUUACUGAUCAUCGCCGAACAAUCACUUAAGUGGAACUCGUCACUGUGCAUCAACUUCAUUGAUUAUAAGA